UUGAAUUUCAGAAAUAAUGUAUCGUGCGGCGCAUAAACUACUUUGUAGUCAUCGUACAACCCCGUUCAUACCGGUCCUUAAACAAUCUGAGCUUCUGUACAGUCCAGUCUACCCUCAUCCUGCACUUGUCAAUCAUUAUGCAACAGAUCCUAAUCGAAGACCGGGGUUUUUUGAAUCCUUACUGGACAAUUUAAAGCAAGAAUACUCUAAAAGUAAAGAAAUGAAAGAAAGUUUAGAAAAGUUUCGAGAAGAAGCAAAGAAAUUAGAAGAAUCGGAUGCAUUAAAGGAAGCGCGGAGAAAAUUUAUGAAUAUUGAGGGAGAGACAGCUAAAUCUAAGAAUGUUUUUAGGGACCAGAUAACUGAUUUAUCUGGUAAAAUCAAGGGUUCUGUUGAUGAUUUAUCCAAAAAUGAAGCCUGGAAGAAAGCGUCUGAGUUUACCGAGAAUUUGGGUAAGAGUACAACUAAAGCAGGAGAGAGCCUAGGCAAAGCUGCAGAAAAUUUGAGCAGAUCAAAUGCAUUUAAAACCGCUACUUCAGCUGCUUCUAACUUAAAGGAGGAGUUGGAAGGACAAUCUCUUGGAGGUCGUGUAUAUAGAGCUCCAGCUGUAUUAAGAAAACGUAAUGAAUGGGAGUACUCUAAAGACGAUAAACCAAUUGAAGCGGAUUCCGAAACCAUUGGAGUUGAACUUCACAAGGACUCCAGGUUCUCACAGAGCUGGCAGAACUUUAAGGAUAAAAAUCCGAUGGUGAACAAGUUUGUGGAUUACAGAGUUCGGUUUGAGGAGAGUGACAAUGCUAUUGUCCGAUCAGCUCGUCUUCUCACAGACAAGGUUCAGGACAUGUUCGGGUUCAUCUUCACCAGGACGGAACUCUCCGAGGUCCUCACAGAGAUCGUUAAAAUGGAUCCAAACUUUGACAAGGAACAGUUUCUAAAGGAUUGUGAGAACGAUUUUAUCCCUAAUAUUCUGGAGGCCAUGACACGAGGUGACCUCGAGGUUCUGGAGGACUGGUGUUACGAGGCCCCUUUUAAUAUCCUAGCUACACCAAUACGACAAGCUAAACAGAUGGGAUACAUGAUUUCAUCUAAGGUACUUGAUAUUGAUAACCAAGUAUAUCCCCCUGUAUUGUGUCCAGUAACGGAAAAUGUAAUGCGGGUAACCUAUGUGUGGGUAAUGUGUCGGGAUCAGACUGAACUAAACCCUCGAGCAGCCUGGAGAUUACUAGAUUUAUCUGCUCAGAGUCAAGAACAGUAUAUGUAGAAUACAUACAGUUUAAACACAACAAAUGCAAGCGGGCUCAUAUGAUUUCACAAAUCCCUGAAAAGUGCAAACCAGCUUUUUUAGAGCUAUCAACCCAAAAUUAACCAGUUAGCGAAAAAUCUCUGCUUAUCCAAAUAUUUUAGCGUAGAAGGGCCGGGAUUUAUUAUGAAAUCGGAACUUUUUUUGGCUAACUAAUAUUGAGAUCGAUACAUUUUUUCCUUGUUGAAGUGGUUCUGAACCUUGACCUGGUUUCAGAAA
This is a messenger RNA of Eurytemora carolleeae, 1516 nucleotides long. RefSeq names its product mitochondrial import inner membrane translocase subunit TIM44-like. Bases 17 to 1258 code for a protein of 413 amino acids. Gene Ontology annotation, biological process: protein import into mitochondrial matrix. The record is from RefSeq and is a predicted model, not a curated record. Gene Ontology annotation, cellular component: mitochondrial inner membrane. Lineage: Eukaryota; Metazoa; Arthropoda; Copepoda; Calanoida; Temoridae. Gene Ontology annotation, molecular function: protein-folding chaperone binding. The transcript has 8 exons.